GUCAUGCUUCUACGCUGCUUGAUUUAUUUCACACACACAGAAGAGGCUUCUUGAUAUCACUCUUAGCAUACCUGCCUGUCACCUUCCCAGGACUGGCUGAUGUGGCUGAGACUUCAGAGACCUCAGGGACUUCUUUCAAAACUCCCAGAAACCUCCCACACCCUGGUGAUGGCACAUAGGGACUGUUUUCCUACUCUUAGUCUGAAUGACUGCCAAGAAGGAAGGCAAAGGCAGAACAGUUGGGUCUCUGGCUUUCCCCAUACUUCUAAUAUUUAUUAAACUCCUUUCUGAGCCCAAGGAUAAAGCUCAUUAAUGAAUGACUUUGAGUCAUGAAUGAAAACUCUUGCUCUUUCCAUGAGAAAGAAUUAAGAGACGGACAGGGAGCUUGUGCUGGCUGCAGUGCUGAGAGAAGGCGAGAGACCCUUGUAAUGUAGCCCCAGUGGGUAAGAUGGGCCACCUUGAGGAGACACAGCUGAUCAUAAAGGGACCAGAGGCCACAGAAAAGGUGGUGGUAGGGGUGUAUUCCGGAGGAAAACCACAGGACCCAAGAUUGGAGGUUGAGAGUGUGUGUACUGGGUGUCCUCCACCAUAUGACAAAGACAGCAGUGUUCUUCAGGCUUUCAGAGGGACUCCUAUCUCAGAGUUGAAGAACAAUGGCAUCCUCCGGGCCCUGACAGCUGAAGCGAUUGGAUGGGAGCCAGGUGCUGUGAGUGUGGAGGUGCUCAGAGCCCAAGAAGAAUGGGAAGCUGUGGACACCAUCCAGACAGAGACAGGUCAGGCCAGCUCAGACCAGCCGGGGCAGCUAAUCUCCUUCAGUGAGGCCCUGCAGCACUUCCAGACUGUGGACCUCUCUUCCUUCAAGAAAAAAAUCCAGCCAACCAUCCGGAGGACUGGGCUCGCCGCCCUCCGGCACUGCCUCUUCGGGCCUCCGAAGCUCCACCAGGGCCUCCGGGAAGAAAGGGACUUGGUCCUGACCAUUGCUCAGUGUGGCCUGGAUAACCAAGACCCAAUGCAUGGGCGAGUCCUCCAGACCAUCUAUAAGAAGCUGACUGGCUCCAAGUUUGACUGUGCCCUCUACGGAGCCCACUGGGAAGAUCUGGGCUUUCAGGGAGCGAAUCCGGCCACAGACCUGAGAGGAGCAGGCUUCCUUGCCCUCCUGCACCUGCUCUACCUGGUGAUGGACUCAAAGACUUUGCUGAUGGCCCAGGAGAUUUUCCGCCUGUCUCGUCACCAUAUCCAGCAAUUCCCCUUCUGUCUGAUGUCCGUGAAUAUCACCCGCAUCGCAAUCCAGGCCUUAAGGGAGGAAUGUCUCUCCAGGGAGUGUAACCGGCAGCAGAAAGUGAUCCCAGUGGUGAACAGCUUCUAUGCCGCCACCUUCCUCCGCCUCGCACACGUGUGGAGGACUCAGCAGAAGACCAUCACAGACUCUGGCUUUGUCCUCAAAGACUUGGAAGCAUUGGCCAAGAAAAGCCCGAGGCGGCUGCUCAAAACCCUGGAAAUCUACCUGGCUGGAGUGUCAAAGGGACAGGCCUUAUUGGGAACACAGAAGUGCUAUGGGCCUCAAGCCCCUCACUCCAAGGAUCUCACCUUCACAGGCGUGUGUGACCUGCCACUCCAUUCAUCCACAGGCACCGGCUGAUCUGACCAACCAGACGCCAACAGCGAGACCUAACUGCUGAGCCACAGGGCCUGUGGGAAGGGCACAGGCCACAUUAUGCGGAGUGUGCGCUGGCUGCGCCUGCUUGGGGAAGCCAUGGACCUCGGCCACGUGUGACAUUAGGGGUAGUUAGACUCGUGCCACUCCCUGCAGACCUGUGUCAGAGCAAUGAACUUGCCACAAUUGGAAUUGGGCUAGUUUAGAGCUAGUUUCCAGGUAAUCCCAGUGAGUGAAUGGAUUAUGAGGCGGGAAAGCCCUCCCUGACCGUUCUGCAUAUCCACACAUCUAAAGAUACGCCCGCACGGAAGCUCCAGAAUUCUGACCCCAGGGGCAGCAGGCUUUCAGGCCUCACAUGCCCACAGGACAGGACCCUGUGGCUAGCAUUUGAAGGGAGUAACAGUGGCAGCAGCCAAUAGGGGGCAGCAUGAACCAGAGCAAGAGGCCUUCCUUUCCCUCCUCCGCCGGUUGCUCCGGGGCCCCUGGGGGUUUCUGGCCUUGCAUUUAGCCCACCCGGGUCUCCCCAUGCUUCAGUUCCGCUGUUGAGGGUACGAAAGCUUUCAGCUGGGUGUCUCCAUUGCUUUCAUUCCCCACUGCCCACCAGCUGGGCACCCCCACAGGGUGCACAAACCCCACCCCGUGAAGGUGCGCGGUUCCCACCAGGGAUUGUUUUCUGGCCUGGAUGAAGGAGGAAAUUCACAUUCUGGCAGUUUUUGAAUAAAAGACUUGUCCUAGGCCCAGGGCCCAGAGUGUUUCCCUCCAGGACAAGUCUGGUUAGAGCCAGGUACUCCAGCUCAGGGAAGGCACCGGUCCUGGGCUCCAGGAGGGAAGGCUGCUCUGCCUUGGCCAAACACCUGCUGAGGGCAUAGGUAUCCAUCCCGCACUUACAGACCCAGAGACUGGCCAGUGGGCCAGGUGGCCGAGCUGCCUGCAGGUUGCUGUGAGACAUCCACGUGUUUUUCCUGUGUGUGCUUCUGGGAAGCUGGUAGCUCUGUGGCUCCCUUCCUCCAGGCUGCAGUAUCCUUAGCUGGGCAGCAGGGGGCAACCGAGACACUGCUCUCCAGUCCUCUGUACUCCCUCCAGUAGACCCAUUGAAGACCACUGUCCAGGCCUUGCAGGCCUCUCGUAAUCUAACCCCCUGGAACUGGGGCCCAUCAUAGAGGUGGGGAUGACAGCUGGCCACUAGGCAGGAAACUGGGCAGGGAACUCCCCACUGCUCUCAACAGGAUGCCUCAACUCACACAGCACUGUCUUGACCAGACCUGAACUAAUCUUUCGUCUGUAUUUUUUCCUCCCGUCUGGGUGCUUAGCUGGCCUGCAGGGGUGGCAGGGAGCUUUACUGGGCUCGGUAGAGGCAGAGCACAGAAAGGAGAUAGCUCAGCCCCCACUUAAGCAUCAGGUUCCGUAGUUCCUUCCCUGUGCUGGCUCUCAGGCCGGAAGCCUCAGACCUUGGGACGUUACCAACACAGUCCAGGGAUUAAGUUGUGGUUCUGUUGGGGAAGGAGGCAGGGGGCUGAAACACUCUGAAAGUAGAUAAAAAUCUCAACCUGUGCUUUUUUUCUUGGAAGGCCCUAACUAGGCCUUCCAUGGGAGACAUAAAGUGCUUCUCCACCCUAA
Suricata suricatta (meerkat) is the source of this 3271-nucleotide messenger RNA. RefSeq names its product ELMO domain containing 3 (gene ELMOD3). The record is from RefSeq and is a predicted model, not a curated record. Bases 449 to 1639 code for a protein of 396 amino acids. The transcript is spliced from 13 exons. NCBI's taxonomy places the organism in Eukaryota, Metazoa, Chordata, Mammalia, Carnivora, Herpestidae.